AUUUUAAGUUCCGCCUGACUUGAUAACUUUGCGCAAUGGUUGGUGCAGCUACAUGAACGACAUCUCAACUGUCCAAUCGCAGACUGCUUAUAACUCCACGUGCUAGCCAAUCCCGCAGCAAGAGGCGGGAUUUGUCAGAAAACUGGGGUCGUUCACAUCGAACACGUCUUGUUUCCGUCUGCGCUGUUUUCAAUUGUCUUUCUAAGUAAAUAUGCACCAGAAGGACGUCACUGCUUCUUGCGCUGGAACGCCACGUUCUCUAGACGCCUUUUCAGGUUAAGAAAACGGGUCUCAAGACACUUGCAUUCAGUUCCAUUCGCUGCGCUCUGUCUAGUUUUAAGAGGCAAGGACGUUUUGGGCGUGAACAACCCCUGAGUAAAACGAUUCCACCCUCGAAACUUUGCUGCUGUAGUAGUCCUCACAGAGAGAGCGGCUCAUCAUCUGGAGUUGAGCAGAUCGCAGCUCGCCGGGAUCCGCGUCCCUCACUCCGAUGAGACCAUGAAGAGAAGGCUUCAAAAGAAAUACAUCAUUUUAAUUCUAGGAUAUUCCGUGGCGCUGCUUUUGGUUCCCUACGUGCUAGACUACCGAAGCAAAUCGUCUCACAUUAAAGAUGGAUUUCAACAACAAAAGUGUCCAGAUCUGGAGAGCACCAUCGCCCUGUGGAGCAGCUCCAGAGACAGGACGAGCAACUCAACGGAGAUGGACGACUAUGGCAACAGGAGUCACUCCAGAACACAUAUAUACCUGCAUGCAACCUGGAGGACAGGCUCUUCCUUUUUGGGGGAAUUAUUUAAUCAGCACCCUGACGUGUUUUAUUUAUAUGAGCCUAUGUGGAAUAUGUGGCAGGCUCUCUAUCCAGGAGACGCGGGCAGUUUACAAGGGGCGGUUCGAGAUAUGAUGAACUCGCUGUUCAGAUGCGAUUUCUCGGUGUUAAAACUCUACGCGGGCUCCGCCAACGUAAGCACCUCGCUUAUUUUCGGCUGGAAAACGAACAAGGUCAUUUGCUCCGAACCUCUGUGCAAAGCGUAUAAAAAGCACGAAAUCGGGUUGGUUCAAGGCGAGGUGUGCGGUAAAUGCCAGCCCGUGGAUCUUAAAGAGUUGGAAAGAGAGUGUAAAAAGUACCCGGUGAUGGUCAUCAAAGACGUGCGGGUUCUAGAUUUGGGUGUUUUGGUUCCCCUCAUACGCGAUCCCGUGAUAAACCUGCAGAUCGUACAGUUGUUUCGCGAUCCGAGGGCUGUGCAUAAUUCUCGGCUCAAGUCCAAACUGGCUCUGGUGAAAGAGAGCAUCCAGGUGCUGAGGAGCAAGAAACAGACCGAUAAAUACAAGCGCCUUCUGGUGCCUAGCAACAGGGUGAAUCGAGCCGAGAACUACGUCUCGAGCGCAAUGGAGUUAAUAUGCGAUAACUGGCUCAGCGACAUGCUCCUGGUCUCGAACGCGCCGCCGUGGGUGAGGAGAAACUACUUGCAGGUCAAAUAUGAAGAUCUGGUCCUGAGACCUGUGGGUGAGCUCCAGAUACUCUAUCGUUUCUCCAACCUCACCCUCUCUCCAGCCUUGGAGAAGUUUGUGGUGAACAUGACCCAUGGACAGGGCUAUUCUUCAGAUAAGCCUUUCCUCAUAUCAUCCAGGGACGCGAAAGAGGCCAUAUUCGCCUGGAGGGAAAGGCUGAAUGUGGAGCAGGUGAACCAGGUUGAAGCUUACUGCAGUGAGGUCAUGAGACAGCUGGGUUAUCAGAAGAGGAACAUGGACAAGACAUAAAUACGUCAAAGCAUGAGUGUCUGGAGCCUGAUGUACAGGAAGUAGACGAGAAUAGAGGGAGAGCCUGACAUGAAUAUACAGCCAGCGGUGUUGAAACAUUGACAGAGCCGAGGAACGACACCAAACGAUCUCUCUCACAGUGCCAUCAUGGGACGCAGAGUGGACGACACAAGGGUCUGAUAGGAGACCUCAAAUGAUACUGACAAAAUUCCUACAAGACAGACACUAACAAUAAUAGGGUGGAAACAUAGAUGGAAACAGAUCAUGGAUAACCUACAAAAGGCUCAGUCCCUGCUGUGUCCUAACAGACAGAUUUCACCAGCAAUAAUCCCUGCCCCAAUCCCCAGCAGCACCUAAUCAGCCACAGGAGACAGACGCUUGUGUCUUUGUGUGCGAGGGCACAUGUGCUUUUGCACAUUUGCAAGGCCUGAAGAAGGGGCAAAAUAAAAGUGCCAUUUUGAACUUUCCAGUUCCAUUUCUUGGCAUACCAUUGAGUGUUCUCAGAAUGUUGGAAGGAUUCCAAGAAAACUAAAACAUUUCUAGGUUCCUGUAUUCCUCAACAAUAUGGGAAGAGGAUUAUCCAUCAUGAACAAUCCAAUAUCUGUGUCACCACCCAUGAAACUAAUGCAGACAUUAUCUGUAGUGUAAAGCACAAAGUGCUAUUUGGUGAACUGAAGAUCAAGAGAGGUAAAAGAAAAAUUGUUUUCCCAAAGGAAGUGCAAACACCUGUAUCCUCUUUCCAACAAAACCCCCAACGGAGGUGUGAUAUUCCCAGUUCCCUCUGGAGAUCAUCAAUUCAUUCAAUUCAUUCUUUUUGUAUUAAGGUGGCUUGAGUUUGCCACUGUUAGUCUACACAGACUGAUGUGUUCAUUUACACACAUGCAAACAGGCCAAUGAAAAGAAUAGGAUUACAAUUUGAAUACUUAAAUGGGCAGAACAUCUAGUCUAUACUUAAAACAUAAUCCAAAACAGAUGUUAAAUGGAAGUGCUACUUGUCAGAAAUGUUGACAGUAUUAUAAUUUGUCAAUGUUAUUU
Molecule: messenger RNA, 2790 nt
Organism: Myxocyprinus asiaticus (Chinese sucker)
Lineage: Eukaryota; Metazoa; Chordata; Actinopteri; Cypriniformes; Catostomidae
Gene: chst7
Product: carbohydrate (N-acetylglucosamine 6-O) sulfotransferase 7
Exons: 2
Coding region: 499-1755 (418 amino acids)
Biological process (GO): carbohydrate metabolic process; N-acetylglucosamine metabolic process
Cellular component (GO): Golgi membrane
Molecular function (GO): N-acetylglucosamine 6-O-sulfotransferase activity; chondroitin 6-sulfotransferase activity
Source: RefSeq, a predicted model, not a curated record